AUGAACCGGCAGCUAGUGAAAAUUUUGACAACCUUGUUUGCAUUUUUCUUAGAGACAAACCACUUCAGGACGUCUUUCUGUAAAGAACAUGAUUCAAGAUCUGGAAAAUCCCCCUCACAGACCCUGUCUCCUUCAGAUUUUUUGGACAAAUUGAUGGGAAGGACAUCGGGGUAUGAUGCUAGAAUCAGACCAAAUUUUAAAGGUCCUCCAGUAAACGUUACUUGCAAUAUUUUUAUCAACAGUUUUGGAUCAGUCACAGAAACCACAAUGGACUACAGAGUGAACAUUUUUUUGAGACAGCAGUGGAACGACUCACGUCUGGCUUACAGUGAAUAUCCUGAUGACUCCCUGGAUUUGGAUCCCUCUAUGUUGGACUCUAUUUGGAAGCCGGAUUUAUUCUUUGCCAAUGAGAAGGGAGCAAACUUCCACGAUGUCACUACAGACAACAAGUUGCUGAGGAUUUCUAAAACUGGAAAAGUGUUGUACAGUAUCAGGCUUACUUUAACCUUAUCCUGUCCCAUGGACUUGAAGAAUUUUCCUAUGGAUGUACAGACAUGUACAAUGCAGCUAGAGAGCUUUGGCUACACUAUGAAUGAUCUAAUCUUUGAGUGGCUAAGUGAUGGACCUGUGCAAGUUGCAGAGGGUUUAACCUUGCCACAGUUUAUUUUGAAAGAAGAUAAAGAACUUGGUUAUUGCACAAAACAUUACAACACUGGAAAGUUUACAUGCAUUGAAGUCAAGUUUCAUUUGGAGCGUCAGAUGGGAUACUAUUUAAUCCAGAUGUACAUUCCUAGCCUGCUGAUUGUCAUUUUGUCCUGGGUUUCUUUCUGGAUCAACAUGGAUGCUGCUCCAGCUAGAGUCGCACUGGGUAUCACUACAGUUUUGACAAUGACCACGCAAAGUUCAGGAUCGAGAGCUUCCCUCCCAAAAGUCUCUUAUGUAAAAGCUAUUGACAUCUGGAUGGCCGUGUGCCUUCUCUUUGUCUUUGCUGCAUUACUGGAAUAUGCAGCAGUCAACUUCGUUUCACGGCAGCACAAGGAGUUUCUGAGGCUUCGAAGAAGGCAAAGACGACAAAACAAGGAAGAUGAAGUUGCUCGUGACAGUCGAUUCAAUUUCAGUGGCUAUGGCAUGGGUCACUGCCUCCAGGUCAAAGAUGGCACAGCAGUCAAGGCUACUCCACCCAACCCACCUCCAGCACCACCAAAGGAUUCAGAUUCCAUCAAAAAGAAGUUUGUUGAUCGUGCAAAAAGGAUUGAUACAAUAUCCCGUGCUGCGUUCCCACUCGCCUUCCUCAUUUUCAACAUCUUUUACUGGAUUACAUACAAAAUUAUACGGCAUGAGGACAUUCACAAGAAAUAG
Molecule: messenger RNA, 1359 nt
Organism: Gavia stellata (red-throated loon)
Lineage: Eukaryota; Metazoa; Chordata; Aves; Gaviiformes; Gaviidae
Gene: GLRA2
Product: glycine receptor alpha 2
Exons: 9
Coding region: 1-1359 (452 amino acids)
Biological process (GO): chemical synaptic transmission; regulation of membrane potential; chloride transmembrane transport
Cellular component (GO): synapse; plasma membrane; postsynaptic membrane
Molecular function (GO): glycine binding; transmitter-gated monoatomic ion channel activity; transmembrane signaling receptor activity
Source: RefSeq, a predicted model, not a curated record